AUGGUCUCUGAGGCAAACACCCUCGGAGCAGCGCUAUCGGCGGGACCCCCUGUGCUGCCUUCGGGACAAACGCAGUUUGCGGGUGAAAAAGGCUUUCCUGGUGUUCCAGGUCCACCUGGUCAUAGAGGCUUUCCUGGUCCAGAAGGGCCUCCAGGGCCACGGGGACCAAAGGGUUCUCCGGGUCUCACGGGCUUAGUUGGACCCAAAGGCACACGAGGAGUCCCAGGAAUACCGGGAUUUUCAGGUCCCCCAGGCCUUCCAGGUGAACCAGGAGCUGUUGGUCCUCCGGGGCGCCCUGGUGUUCCAGGAUGCAAUGGCACAAAGGGCGAUCAAGGUUUUCCAGGUUUUCCAGGUAGAAGAGGCCCUCCAGGAGUUCCAGGUGUUGCUGGCAUCAAAGGAGAGAAGGGGUACCCUGCAGAUGGAUAUAAGCAAGAGUAUGGUGCAAAAGGUGAUCCUGGAUUGCCAGGAGUACCUGGAUUUCAGGGUGUCCAGGGUGCUCAAGGAUAUCCUGGGGACCUUGGACCACAGGGCCCUCCAGGAACUUCAGGCAUGCCAGGGAAAGCGGGACCUCCUGGACCUAAGGGUCUUAUGGGACUGAAAGUAAUAGGAGCAAAAGGAAGAAAGGGUGACACUAGGUUAACUGGACCCCCGGGACCCCCAGGAACCGUUAUUGUGACAUUAAGUGGACCAGACAACAUGACGGACUUGAAAGGAGAGAAAGGAGAAAAAGGAUCAAGAGGACUUCCAGGGCCAAUGGGGUUUACUGGGCUUGCUGGUGAUUCUGAAAGUGAAAAGGGUGACCGAGGAGAACCUGGACCACAGGGUAAACCUGGAAAAGAAGGUGCCCCAGGUCCACCUGGACUACCGGGACAGAAGGGUGAACAGGGCAGACCAGGACUGACUGGCAGGCGAGGAGCUAAGGUAUUUUCUAAUGGUUUUGUUGUUGUUUUUGAGAAUGAGGAUAAGACAGAGUAUUAUGAUAGGGUGGUUGGUGAGAAAGGAGAUGAAGGACCCCCUGGACCUCCAGGACCGAAAGGCCAACGUGGCAUGCCAGGGCCACAGGGUCCUCCUGGAUAUGCUGGCAGACCAGGUGUAUCAAGGCCUGGUUUAAGAGGUCCCCCAGGAUUUCCUGGACCAAAAGGAUCUAAAGGAGAAAAAGGACAAACUGGCUUGUGUAUUGUAGGCCCUCCAGGACUACCUGGUAUUACUGGCAGACCUGGUUCUGUUGGAUUGCCAGGUCCUCCAGGAGAACCAGGUAAAGUAAUAUUUAGAACAGGCCAACCAGGACUUCCUGGAGAGCCAGGGUGUAUCGGACUUCCAGGACCUCCAGGAGAUGUUGGCAUGAAAGGUGAUGAAGCUUUCAUGUGUACUGAUUGCAGCUAUAUUCCUGGAAUACCUGGUCUUCCUGGUUCUCCUGGGUCACAUGGGCAAGAUGGCAUACCUGGUAGAGAAGGAACAACAGGUCCAAAAGGUUCUCCAGGUUCUCCAGGAGCACCAGGGUUUCCAGGAGCUCAAGGACCUCCAGGUUUUAGAGGAGAUCAAGGACGUAAAGGACCAAAAGGUGAGCCAGGAUAUGUGUAUCCAGAAGGGCCAAAAGGUGAGCGAGGCGAUCCAGGGGCCAGGGGAGACAAAGGAAGAAAAGGUUCAAGUGGAUUUCUGGGAAGACCUGGCUCUAAGGGAUCCAAGGGUUCUAAAGGGGAAGAGGGAUUGGCUGGUGCAAAAGGAGAUAGAGGACUACCUGGGUUGCCUGGCAGACCUGGUCUUCCUGGAGAGAUGGGGUUUCCUGGACUGCCAGGAUAUGGACCGCAAGGAAUAAGAGGCUUCAAAGGCUCUAAAGGAAUACCUGGUCUACCUGGAUUACCUGGAGAAGCUGGUCUGAAAGGAGAGACCAGUAGGGCAACUCCAUUGCCUGCGUUGCCAGGACCUCAAGGACCAGAUGGUUUACCCGGACCCCCAGGAGUGCCUGGUAGGGUUGGAGCAAGAGGUCAGCCAGGUGAUUCAGGACAUCCAGGGCCAACAGGUGACACAGGUUUUCCAGGGCUUGGGUUUCCUGGAAACCCAGGUCCAAAAGGAGACAAAGGACUUGCAGGAGGCAGAGGGCCACCAGGUUGUGAAGGAAAGAUGGGAGAUCCAGGCCGAGCUGGAAACCGAGGAGAACCAGGAGAAAAGGGCAACCCAGGCAUGGUUAUUCCUGGAGAGCCAGGUAGACUGGGUUCACCAGGAAGUCAUGGCAUUCCCGGCUCAAAAGGUGAUACAGGAUUUCCAGGACUUCCAGGACUACCAGGACAUCCUGGACAUGAUGGUGUUGAUGGCCUAAGAGGAGAUCGUGGCUUACCUGGAGUUCCUGGAGACCCAGGUUUUCCAGGGAAACCUGCUGAAUGUGUUAUAGGCCUGCCAGGUUUGCCAGGUGCCCAGGGAGCUACAGGUCGACCAGGAGGAAGAGGUUUGCAAGGUCCAAAAGGAAAACUAGGUCCUCCUGGCUUGAGUGUCCCAGGAACCUAUGGAAAGCCUGGGGAACUUGGAUUAAUAGGUCCUCAGGGAAAUACAGGAUUACCUGGUGCCACAGGACAGUCUGGAAGGCCAGGAAUCUCUGGUGUGCCAGGCUUAAGGGGAGAUCCAGGUAUAAUGGGCCUGUUAGGAAUUCCUGGGCCCCCUGGCAUGAUUGGAAGACCAGGCAACCCAGGGAUCAGAGGUUCUUCCGGGUUCCCAGGACUAAAGGGAAGAAAAGGGCUUCUUGGAGCAAAAGGUGAACAAGGUGAUAAAGGUUUUCCUGGACCAUCUGAGACCUUGGUUGAUAUUGGGACUAAAGGAGAACAAGGCUUAAAAGGAACCCAAGGAAGAAUGGGUCUAAGAGGAGAAAAAGGAGAUGCCGGUGUGCAAGGUCCUCCAGGUCCUGAUGGGUCUCAAGGACUACCUGGUCUACCAGGUGUCAAAGGAUUUAUGGGUCUCCCGGGGCUUCCUGGAGGACAAGGAUUCCUAGGUUCACCAGGAAACAAAGGGGUCAUGGGAAUUCCAGGUCCAAAAGGACAGAAAGGUUCUCCAGGCUUUCCAGGACCACCAGGUGACCCUGGUCCACCAGGCUAUGGUGGCUUUCCAGGUGACAGAGGAGACCCUGGAUACCCAUCUGCUGGGCCUCCAGGAGAACCUGGUCCAAAGGGAGAUCCAGGUCCCCCAGGAGCUCUGGGCAGCAAAGGGGAGAAAGGAUCCCAAGGUCUCUUGGUGAAGAAUUUCUUUGGAGAUCCAGGUCCCCCAGGAGCUCUGGGCAGCAAAGGGGAGAAAGGAUCCCAAGGUCAUCCAGGAAUCACAGGAUUACCUGGACCAUAUGGGAUCAGAGGGGAAACUGGAGGUGCAGGAAUCCCAGGUGCUGUUGGAUACCCUGGAAAAGAUGGAUUUGUUGGUGAAAGAGGUAAUCAAGGUCAGGAUGGUAUGCCUGGUCCCCCAGGAGUAAAGGGAGAACCAGGAGUACUAGGGAGAGGAAUCCCUGGCCUUCGAGGUGUUCCUGGUCGUAAAGGAAUCAAAGGAAACAUGGGACUGCCUGGUUUUCCUGGGCCACCAGGUAUGAAAGGUCGUCAGGGUGAUCAAGGACCUGUUGGACCUCCUGGCCUAGUGGGGUUACCUGGAAUUCAAGGCACAACAGGCAUUGCAAUUACUGGGCAAAAAGGGAACAGAGGAAUUCCUGGUGCAGAUGGAAGACCAGGUGCUCCUGGUUUUCCUGGGCCUCCUGGUCUUCCCACUCCCAGCAUGAAAGGAAGCAAAGGUGUUAGAGGGGCAGAUGGCAUCCCAGGGCCAAUGGGCCCAGCUGGAGACGUUGGUCCUCCUGGUCCAAAAGGCACAGAAGGUCGAUCAGGUUAUCCUGGUGUUAGAGGGGACCCUGGAUUUCUUGGAUUCCCAGGUGUAAAAGGAGAAAAGGGUAAUCAAGGACUCCCUGGACCACAAGGUGCAGAAGGGCCAAGGGGACCAAAAGGUCCACCUGGAGUCCCUGGGAGAGUGUUUGCCAUCCCAGGAAGCAAGGGUCCUCCUGGUCUGCCAGGAAUCCCAGGACCACCAGGUGAUCCAGGAAUUCAAGGAAUUCCUGGUCUACAAGGACCUAAAGGAGUUAAAGGUCUACCAGGAAGUUUUGGUCUUUCAGGUCGACCAGGAACGCCUGGUCCAAAAGGAGACAGAGGCCUUCCAGGACAAAGAGGACAACCUGGACUGAUUGGCUUUCCAGGUCUACAGGGAUUACCUGGAUCACCAGGUACUAUCAUUGUUGCUCCAACAAGAAGAGGCUUUAUCUUUACCCGACACAGUCAAUCAACAAAGAUUCCUUCAUGCCCACGUGGGACAUCACAGAUCUAUGUUGGCUAUUCACUGCUUUUUGUACAAGGAAAUGAACGAGCACAUGGACAAGAUCUUGGAACAGCUGGUAGCUGCUUGCAGAGGUUUACCACCAUGCCAUUCUUAUUCUGUAAUACCAACGAUGUCUGUAGUUUUGCUUCUCGCAAUGACUAUUCCUACUGGCUGUCAACUGCAGCAGUAAUGCCAGUAGACAUGGCACCAAUUUCUGGCAGGGAACUAGAGCCCCAGAUAAGCAGGUGUGUUGUCUGCGAAGGACCUGCAAUGGUAAUAGCAGUUCACAGCCAAACAACUGUCAUUCCUGCAUGUCCAGAAGGCUGGACAUCUCUCUGGAAGGGUUUUUCUUUUGUUAUGUACACAAGUGCUGGCUCAGAAGCUUCUGGCCAAGCACUGGCAUCUCCUGGAUCCUGUUUGGAAGAAUUUCGAGCCAUUCCAUUCAUAGAGUGCCAUGGCAGGGGGACGUGCAACUACUACACAAAUUCCUACAGCUUCUGGCUCGCAUCAUUAAAUCCAAGAAGAAUGUUCAGGAAACCUCUGCCACAGACUUUGAAAGCAGGAGAACUAGAAAAUAUUAUCAGCCGUUGUCAGGUGUGCAUGAAGAGACCAGUCUAA
This is a messenger RNA of Chaetura pelagica (chimney swift), 4947 nucleotides long. RefSeq names its product collagen, type IV, alpha 3 (Goodpasture antigen) (gene COL4A3). Gene Ontology annotation, molecular function: extracellular matrix structural constituent. Lineage: Eukaryota; Metazoa; Chordata; Aves; Apodiformes; Apodidae. The transcript has 50 exons. The coding region runs from base 1 to 4947 and encodes 1648 amino acids. Gene Ontology annotation, cellular component: collagen trimer. The record is from RefSeq and is a predicted model, not a curated record.